UCAACUUCAAACACAGCAUGCCAAUGUUCAAUGCUAGCAUUUACUAUUAUUUUACGCAUAUAAGGCAGUGUCGUUACCUCCAAUGAACGUCAUAUGGCUUCUCAGCCUCCUUUUUCUGGGACCGUUUCUCCUCUUUCUAGCGUUCUUGGUGUUGACCUCCUGCCUCGGGGAUAGCUUCCGUGCCCGCAUUGCAGGUUUCUCUAUCAACCCCCGAGAGGCCAUCUACGAUCGUAGUUAUUUACGGACGAUGACGAAUAGCGGUUCUGCUAUGUCCGAGCAGAUUGAGCUGGAGGAUAUGUUAAGAGAUCGUGCGGAUGGUUAUGACAGUGAUGAUGCCUUAUGAUCGAGAUAUAGGUUACAACUUCAAUCGCCCAGGAAAAUAAUUUGGAGAUGAUUAGAAUUCUAGAUGUUCUUUGCUCGUUCCACCUGAAGCGCCACCCUGCUGUGCUUCGUUAUCCCCCUCCACGGGUGGCAGGCUAAAUGGCUUAAUCGCGAAUUUCCUCCUGCUAAGAGUGAAGGCCCAAUCGUCGCCCAAACUGCUAUCCCCGCCCCCUCCUCCUCGCUCAUGCAGAACGGGCAGCCGGUGGAUUUUGAGCAUACCCUGUGGUGGUUCUUCCUGUGCUGUGGCUGCUCCCGAUGUUGCAGAUGGGCUGGCAUCGGAUAGAUGUGGGAAUGGUGCGAGCUCGAUAACACCGUCGCUCAACAGUUCAAUCCAUCGAGUGAGUCCCGAGGCUCUAGGGUAUAGGAAUAAUGGGAGGGUAAUCAUCGCCGUUACGCGAUUGGAGUACGACGACAGAAUGGCGCGCAUGGAAUGCAGAAACUGCAAUACGUGUUCGGGUUGGCUGGCAUGUUGGGGGGAUAAAGCUGGAGAAAGCAGGGAUGGAAUUAUUAUUCGGUGGAUGAUAUUUGGGGGUGAAGUUGAUAUUGCGGUAGACAGUCGAUGGAGAGCAGAUGUAUACGGAGAUGCAGUUGGUGUUGAGGAGGUUGAAAGAGGGAUGUAAUUUAUAGAAGGGAGAGAGGGAUGGGCCAGGCGCUUCGUUAAAUCAAACGUGUGACAGAACACCUGCGGUGCCGGGGAGGAUUGUGAUGAAUCUGCAGUUUUCUCUGCUGUUGGAGCAGGGGCUGUUUAAAUAAUUAGCCAUUCGCGUACUUCCUCAGACACCCUGACCAAACCAUGCUCCUCGUCAUGGGGGAAAUAGACACAAAAAUACUAUCGACCAACAUACGUCUAGACCCUGCGACGCCAGCGCCAAAUUCGCCCAAUCGCUCGUAUCUCCAGGCUAUUUUCAUUUUCUCUCCUGCGCUUUUACUAGGUUUAUCAUCUGCAGUUUCUCCCGCUCCAACAAGCCCAGGAAGAGCCCUCCCCCAUUGCUCACCAACACCAAUGAUAUGAAGUUGGUGCUCUUGAACCACACCCUCAGCAGCGAAAUACCUCAGCAAAGCACCGGCAAAAUCGGUUGUACCGCUUUCUUCAAUCAGAAGCGAAUUCCCCAGCACUAAUCCUGCAUGCCCGGCUAAUAAAUUAUCUAAGGUUGGAGUACCGGUGGACGUGGUCUGUCGCCCAUCGAUAGGUGAGGGGCGGAGUCCUAAAGUAGGCUUGGUGGGCGGUUGCGGAGGCUGCGACGGUUGCGAACUGGGUAGAUUGGGAGCAAUUCCACGGGGUGAGCCUGGCGAUAGACCUAUAUUCCUUUUGCGGAAUGACAUGAUAGCGAACAAAAGAGGAUGUUGAAAAAUUUCUACAUAUAGCUUAUGAGAAUCAAGAAGUUCGUCACAAAAUAACUUAAAAAGAGCCAAGGGCGAGAGAUAUUUACUGCUGCUUUAGGGGACCCC
Molecule: messenger RNA, 1830 nt
Organism: Blastomyces gilchristii SLH14081
Lineage: Eukaryota; Fungi; Ascomycota; Eurotiomycetes; Onygenales; Ajellomycetaceae
Exons: 2
Coding region: 83-343 (86 amino acids)
Source: RefSeq, a predicted model, not a curated record